Messenger RNA from Beauveria bassiana ARSEF 2860, 2247 nucleotides. RefSeq names its product WD domain-containing protein. Lineage: Eukaryota; Fungi; Ascomycota; Sordariomycetes; Hypocreales; Cordycipitaceae. Gene Ontology annotation, cellular component: nucleus. Gene Ontology annotation, biological process: proteasome-mediated ubiquitin-dependent protein catabolic process. Gene Ontology annotation, molecular function: protein binding; protein-macromolecule adaptor activity. The transcript is spliced from 3 exons. The coding region runs from base 1 to 2247 and encodes 748 amino acids. The record is from RefSeq and is a predicted model, not a curated record.
AUGCAUUUCCAUCAUGGUCCCUCUACAUACUCGACAAUCCCAUCGAGCCCGCCCGCGUCGGCGGUAGCGUCAGCCUCCAACGUGAACUCCUCGCCUGCCGGCCCCUAUCUAUCGCCGUCCCGUACAAGACGGGGCAAGGAGCGUCGAAACCCUUCCGUGACGCCAAGACGAUUCGGCAGAUUCUUCACGCCUCGGUCGUCCCUUCCGGGAGUCCCUGUGCUGCGCUUGCCUCUCGACACUCUUGGGAGCUCCGAGAUCAACCGUCAACCGCUCUCCCCAGAAUCCUUGACCAGCGAUGCCCUUAUGUCGGACCCCAUAUGCUCCUCGCCGACGGAAAGAACGGUCCGCGGCGGCGCGAGCAAGCGACACUGCCCGGAAGACUCCCUGCGAGCUCUCAAGAAGAGACGCGGCUUUGCGAUGCAUGAUUUAUCGCUGCCACAGCUGAAAAUGCCUGAGAUUGUCUCGGAAGAUGCUCCAAAGGAGAACGGCAUGGCACGUUCCACGAGCGAGAACCUUGGCGAUAUGCGAAAAGCAACUCUUAAUUUGUUCUUCAAGGCUAGUCGUGGCGGACUUCGAAAUAUAGAAGAGAAAUCUCUCCCAUCGACACCAGAUAUUAUUUCUUCCGAUGUUCAAGGCCACACUGCUCUGGAAGGGUAUAGACCACAGCCCAUCCGCAAAUUCCACAACCGAGGCUUCGAGUCACAACUUCUCAACCGCGAACAUGGCUUUUCUUCAUACGCUAGCCAACGGCAUCUCGCCACACCAGCCUGCGAUCCCCGCGCCGAAACAGCCGCCUAUUACAGCCGCUGGAACGACGUUCAUCAAUGCACGUUAUACACUGGUCCUGGCAAUACAAUUCCGUUUUCACUAGCGAGCUGCCACAAGGCACCCGUCACAGCCAUUGGUGAUGAGCAAGGUUAUGUGCGCCUAUUCAAAACUACCGACGGCGGCAACUCCCUCGACUCCAAAGUGGAUAUCCGCAUCAAGGCUCAUGACAACGCCAUCAUGGCACUUGAUUUUUCCGAGAAUGACCUCCGUCUUGCCACUGCCUGUGGUGAUCGCACCGGAAAGAUUAUAGACGUCCCUACGCAAAAUACCGCAGCCGAAUUAAAUGGUGGUCACUUUGACUCUUUGCGUCAAAUUGCUUUCCAGCAGGGCCAAGCGAAUGGGAGCACACUGGCUACCUCUGAUCGUGCCGGCCGUAUUCAGAUGUGGGAUCUGCGUUGCUCGCCCAUGCCUGUCAACUGCUUCUCUACCAUUGACUGUGAUAAUAAAGUUAUACAACGUGAUAUACAGGUCGAGCCCAUCCCCGCCAAGACUGUCAACACAAUUGAAAACUCUCAUGAGCGCAAGGUUCACGGCUCCACAAACUCGGCAUCGGUCACGGCCAUCCAAUGGCUCCCUGCUGGACGCGAGCAUCUUCUCCUCUCUGCAUCCGAGGCCGACGCAACCAUCAAGCUAUGGGAUACACGUUACAUCAAGCCUCGCCGACAGCUCGGCGAGACAGCGCUCGCCAUGACACAGGCGCCUGCCGGCCACGCGUGGCGCUCCUACGGCACCACGUCCAUGGCGCUGAGCUCCGACGCCGCACGUCUUUACGCUGUCUGCAAAGACAGUACUGUGUACGCCUACUCGACAGCGCAUCUAAUACUUGGUCACGCGCCGGCCCUUGAGGACAAUGCCGCGAAACGUAGGCCAGGCGGUGCCCAGGGAAUUGGUCCUCUGUAUGGGUUUAAACACGACAAGUUUCUCGUUCGUUCCUUUUACGUCAAGUGCGCCAUCCGCCCGGCCCGUACUGCCGGUGGACCCGAACUUCUCGCCGUCGGCAGCUCCGAGUCUUGCGCCGUUCUCUUCCCUACCGACGAGCGCUACCUCCGUGCCUCCUGGGCCGCCAACGACCAUAUUCUUCCCGAGGUGCGCUCCGGUUCCUUCUCCGUGUCGUCCUCUUUUGGCACCUCCACGCCGGCAGUCUCGACGCCGCAGGGUGGCUGCAGCGCCAGCAGCACCCUUCCCAUGUACCGCGCCGGCACACCGCUCAUCCGCGGUCACUCUCGCGAGGUGACCACUAUGAGCUGGUCCUACGACGGCAAGCUCGUCACCGCGUCGGACGAUUGCGUGGUCCGCCAGUGGCAACCAGACGCUACUGCAGCACGGCACCUCCGCACCGUGGGCGAAUAUGGCGGCGAGCGGCACAUGGCGGGCUGGGCCGACGUGGCGGCCGACUGGGACGUCGACGAGGAGGAGUAG